Zasmidium cellare ATCC 36951 is the source of this 732-nucleotide messenger RNA. RefSeq lists its product as uncharacterized. The transcript is spliced from 2 exons. Lineage: Eukaryota; Fungi; Ascomycota; Dothideomycetes; Mycosphaerellales; Mycosphaerellaceae. The record is from RefSeq and is a predicted model, not a curated record. Bases 1 to 732 code for a protein of 243 amino acids.
AUGUCCUCUUUCUUGCCGUGCGGCGAUGGCAUCGAUUUCAAUGUCUGGCAAACACAGCUUGAUCGAAUUUUCGUUCCACGCUCGAAAUACCCUAUUCUUCGUUUGAUUGGGCCGGAGAAUGUUGUCAAUCUUCACCUUGAAAUGCCAGACCCUGGCGAUGUUGCUGAACUGCGAUGUACCACGGCACCGCUUCCCGCAGACAUACACGGUCUGGAGAUGAAUGAAACUAGUCACGCGCACUGCUUCGCGGACGUGUACAUGUUUCUCAAGCAGCAGGGUCUGGAGAAAUGGAGGCUGCCGCGAGCAGCAAGCGAAACAAUCAGUUUUCAGGCAAAGUUUUGGAUGUAUUCGAUCAUAACGUGUCUGGCCUCUGCUCGAGGGGCAUUCUUCUUGCAAAUCGCUGUCACCCAGGAGCCGCCAUUGGCAUCUUUGUGGACCCGUCUAUAUCCACACAUUCCGUGCCCGCAAGAAGCUUUGCGCGAGUCGAUGCGCUCAGUUGCAAUGCAUGUCGAGGAAGAAGCCGCAACCUUGGAUAUGGCCUGGAGCUUGUUCGUAUCAUGGCGCGAGGCAUUCGCACAGUACUGGAUCCACGACGUUCGUUUUGACGACCGUACAAAGCAGCCUUCCAACACGGCCAUGAGGCAGGGACGAGUGACCCUCAGCGGUAUGGAAGCCCACACAGCGAUAGUAGAAAGAAUGAACGCCCACAUCAGGGCCGAACGAUCACCGUAG